This is a messenger RNA of Pseudonaja textilis, 3470 nucleotides long. The record is from RefSeq and is a predicted model, not a curated record. Lineage: Eukaryota; Metazoa; Chordata; Lepidosauria; Squamata; Elapidae.
AUGGAUGACUAUGAUAUCCGAUCUGCAGCGAGCAUCUUGGCCUCUGUCAAAGAACAAGAGGCUCGCUUUGAGCGGCUCACCCGAGCCCUGGAGGAAGAACGCCGCAAUGUCUCGCUGCAGCUCAAGCAGGCCAACCAGCCCUCGGAUCGCAUAAAUGUCUGCAACAUUGGCAGUGGGCAGCCCCUGGCGACUGCUUGGCAGCAGCUGGUUCUGCAGGAGCAAAGCCCCAGCAACCAGACCUCUAUAGCAAUGAUGCAGGAACCCCAAGAGAAGGUAGAGGAGACGGUGACCGUUGAAGAAGACCCCGGAACCCCAACAUCUCACAUUUCUAUUGUGACUUCAGAAGACGGGACCACCAGAAGGACAGAGACAAAGGUAACCAAGAUGGUCAAGACUGUCACAACUAGAACGGUGCGCCAAGUGCCCCUUGGUCCUGAUGGCCUCCCUACAAUGGACGGAUCCUCCCCCAUGGGUAGCUACACUGACUCCAUAGACAGAAGGCAGGUCAAGAAUGGAGAGCGGUACAUCACCCCCCAGGCAUCGUCCACUCUGAACCGAACUUACAACAGCUACAACGAUUCCUACCCAGAGAGUCACGAUGGCCAAUAUCGUUCCUUUGUAAGCCACAAUGGUUACGGCGACCUGCCGGACAAUUAUGGAAGCUUGUCUCGGAGUGUCAAUUACCGACCGCAUUAUGCCUACGUACCGGGGAACAAUUACCGGCCCGAGGACGGGAGCUUCACUUUGCCAAGCAGGAGGGAUAAUUACGGACCUCUGGCCCAGCCUCAGGUGCCGACGGGCAGUAACGCAGACUUGAACCGCUCCCAGCCAGAACGGUUCCAACCGGAGCCUUAUGGGCUGGAGGAUGAUAACCGCAGCCUCGGAAUUGACGACGAAGGUUAUGAACUCGAUCCAGAGGUCUCGAUGGUGAACCGGAGGACGUCGGCUGGGAUCCCGGAGAGAGGGAGACCUCACAAGGGAAGGAGCUAUGAGGAUCCAAUUGAGAGCGAAAUCGUCAAUGAGAGAAUUCCCUACUUGCACGGCAGCUAUGCGGCUCCUUUGGCGCAACCCGAAAGGGGGAGCAUGGCCAGCAUCGACCGCCUGGGCAAGCGCUCCCCCUCCAUUGACAGCAUUCGCAAAGACCCCCGAUGGCGAGACCCGGAUCUUCCUGAAGUCAUCGCCAUGCUCAGCCACCCCAUCGAUCCCGUGAAAUCCAACGCAGCAGCCUACCUCCAGCAUCUCUGCUACGAGAAUGAUAAGAUCAAGAAGGACGUGAGACAUCUCAAGGGCAUUCCCAUCCUGGUGGGUCUGCUAGACCAUCCCAAGCCUGAGGUCCACCGCAAAGCAUGUGGGGCCCUCCGGAACAUAUCCUAUGGGAAGGAUAAUGAGAACAAAGUGGCCAUCAAGAACUGUGAUGGGAUCCCAGCUUUGAUCAGGUUGUUGCGCAAGACGAGUGAUAUGGAAGUACGGGAACUCAUUACAGAGUGGAAUGAGAACAAGGAAGCCCUGAAGAAAAGAAAAACGCGUUUUGAGAAAGCAGCAUAUGGUCUGACUUUCCUCUCGGAGAAUGUAAGUUCGGAUGGGGCCGAAGCACGUCGGAGACUCCGGGAAUGUGAAGGUUUGGUAGAUGCUCUUCUCCAUGCUUUGCAGUCGGCAGUCGGCAAAAAAGAUACAGAUAACAAGUCGGUGGAGAAUUGUGUCUGUAUCAUGAGGAACCUCUCCUAUCACGUCCACAAAGAAAUUCCAGGCGCCGACAAGUUCCGGGAAUUAGAAAAUAACCAGUUGGGAAGUUUUGGAGGAACUCAUAAGAAAAAGAAAGACGACGCAGGCUGCUUUGGUGGGAAAAAAGCCAAAGGAAAGAAAAAUGGAGAUGUGGACCGGAACUUUGAUACACUGGAUUUACCUAAGCGAUCCGAAUCUGCAAAAGGCUUUGAAUUGCUUUACCAGCCGGAAGUCGUGCGACUUUACCUCUCAAUUCUCACGGAAAGUCAGAAUUUCAACACUCUGGAAGCAGCCGCCGGCGCUCUGCAGAAUCUCAGUGCAGGAAACUGGACAUGGUCUACAUACAUCCGGGCAACGGUGCGAAAGGAACGAGGACUUCCCGUCCUGGUGGAGCUGCUCCAAUCAGAUUCGGACAAGGUGGUGAGAGCGGUAUCCAUAGCCCUGAGAAAUCUCUCCAUGGAUCGUCGUAACAAGGAUCUCAUAGGUAGCUAUGCCAUGGGGGAACUGGUAAGAAAUUUGCCUAGCCGGCAACAGCGAUCUUCAAAAAACCUUGAAGAAGACACAAUAGUUGCUGUCCUAAACACCAUCCACGAAAUUAUUACUGACAGUUCUGAAAAUGCCAGGUCCCUGAUCCAGACGCAAGGCAUUCAAAAGUUGGUUGCUAUCAGCAAAUCCAGCCAGUCCUCCAGAGAAAUGAAAGCAGCUUCUCACGUUCUUCAAAUGACUUGGAGCUACAAAGAGUUAAGGAAUGUUUUGCAGAAGGAAGGCUGGAAUAAAUCUCAUUUCCAGACUGCCUCAGCAACUACGAAAGGAUCCAAAAGUACCUCUUGUAAAUCUGCAUAUGACGACAGCACGUUGCCCCUGGUGGAUAAAAGCCAAGAUAAUGAGAAGACUGGAAGCCGGGAUAUGAUUCCAAUGGAUGAGCUUGGGCCAGAUGGCUACUCCACCAUCGAUCACCGGGAUAAGGAGCGGAAAUACAAAACCAAUGACAAUAUGGGAGACGCAUCAGAGAAAGAACCCCUAAAGAAUGACACAAAUAGGAAAACGCUCACCAGGAGCAACAGGCCUUCGGUGACUCUGGUGGACACACGGGAUAGUAAGCCCCAGCCUGUUGACUCCUGGGUCUAACAUUGUGCAUGCAUGGGCUAAAAUCCAGCCGCUUGUUUUACAAUUCUUGUUGUCAUUGUUUCCCCUCGACUCAAAGAAGACUCAACAAACAAACACACACACACAGACACACACACACCACACAACCCAGAGACAAACACCAACACACAGACCGAAAGGUUUGCAUUAUCCAUCACUGCCAUUCUGACCGCAGAAUCGGUGAAACCAGCCAAAGCUGCAGGCUUGAACGUUGAGGAGAACAUCCAUCAACUCGAUCUCUGGAGGGUUUGCUCGACCAUUCUGCUCUGGAAGAAAACCUCACCUUCCCAUCCAGGAAAAGAAAAAAAGAAGAAGAAGAAGAAGAAGAAGAAGAAGGCAAAAUGGAAAACGGAUCUCUCUGCACCUCCCAGCAGGACGGAUCACAAUUCCGAUAGAGAACGGCAAGUUUAGGCCAACUGGAUUUGCUUCUUUGUGGACUCUUCAGCAUAGAUGGUGCCAAGUUGGGAGAUGAAGGUCAAGAGAAGAGGAAAGAAAGGGGAAAUGGGCACCAAAAAAAACAAGAACCAAAAAGGUGUUCUGAAUGAAAAUCUCCAGGAUAUUUCAUAUGAUAGUAUAGUUCUUUAAAAAGGCACUUUUUUCUC